UGCUGGCAACUGGUGUAGAUAUUUCUAAAUCAAUUAUUUCCUUUAUCUUGUUUAUGUACUCUGACUCUGUGAGAGAGUGUUUGUACUUUGUAGUAGCAAGCGAGCAUGGCCCCGAAGAAGGUUCUUCUCCUUUGCGGGGACUUCAUGGAAGACUAUGAAGCCAUGGUUCCAUUUCAGGCAUUGCAAGCCUUCGGUCUCGCCGUCGACGCCGUCUGUCCCGGAAAGAAAUCCGGCGAUGUCUGCCGCACCGCUGUCCAUGUACUUGCCGGCGCCCAGACUUAUAGUGAGACGGUUGGUCACAAUUUUUCACUCAAUGCAACGUUUGAUGAAGUUGAUGCUGCAAGCUAUGAUGGGUUGUGGGUGCCAGGUGGGAGGGCUCCAGAGUAUCUUGCUCAUGUUCCUGGUGUUGUGGAACUGGUGACCAAGUUUGUCAGUUUGGGAAAACAAAUUGCUAGCAUUUGUCAUGGACAGUUGAUUCUGGCUGCUGCUGGAGUGGUUAAAGGCCGCACGUGCACGGCUUUUCCUCCUGUUAAACCCGUGCUAGUUGCUGCUGGUGCUCAUUGGGUUGAACCUGACACUGAGGCAGCAACAGUGGUAGAUGGUGAUCUCAUUACUGCAGCUACUUAUGAGGGGCACCCGGAGCUCAUUCGCCAUUUCGUGAAGGCAUUAGGAGGCAAAAUAAGUGGUUUUGAUAAGAAAAUCCUCUUUAUUUGUGGGGAUUACAUGGAAGAUUAUGAGGUCAAGGUUCCUUUUCAGUCCCUUCAGGCUUUAGGAUGCCAUGUUGAUGCUGUUUGCCCCUCAAAGAAGGCCGGUGACACUUGCCCAACCGCUGUUCACGAUUUUGAAGGGGAUCAAACUUACAGUGAGAAACCAGGACAUACUUUUGCUUUAACAGCUACCUUUGAUGAUGUGGAUCCCUCAGGUUAUGACGCUCUUGUCAUCCCUGGAGGUCGAGCACCUGAGUAUUUGGCAUUGAACGAGUCAGUCAUUGCCUUGGUGAAGUAUUUCUUUGAAAACAAGAAGCCAGUGGCAUCUAUCUGUCAUGGCCAACAGAUUUUAUCUGCUGCUGGUGUUCUCAAGGGAAGGAAAUGUACUGCUUAUCCGGCUGUGAAGCUUAAUGUGGUUCUGUCAGGAGCAACAUGGCUUGAGCCUGACCCUAUAAGCCGAUGCUUCACUGAUGGAAAUCUAGUUACUGGAGCUGCAUGGCCAGGGCACCCUGAGUUCAUUGCUCAGUUGAUAGCACUACUUGGUAUUCAAGUAUCUUUCUAGAUGCACUUUGUGAUGUAAUUAAUUAUCAAUGAAUAAAGCUUGGCAGUCUCCAUAUGCAUUUUGUAUCAAAUAUUAUAUGUAUGUUAAUGUAUUUUACAGUCCUGUAUUUGAAGGACCUAUAAUGUGCAAAAGUAACUAAUUAUGCAUUUUACUACCCCAAAUUUGACAUUGUACUGUAAUUUGGUAUGUCAAAUUUGGUGUAGUAAAGUAAAUUUCAAAAGUUGGAUAUAGCGCGAUAAGGUACCUGAUUAUCUAUGUAUGGACUGAUUUUAUUACAGAGGAGCUGAAUUCAGC
Messenger RNA from Glycine soja, 1563 nucleotides. RefSeq names its product protein DJ-1 homolog D-like. Lineage: Eukaryota; Viridiplantae; Streptophyta; Magnoliopsida; Fabales; Fabaceae. The transcript is spliced from 5 exons. Bases 106 to 1269 code for a protein of 387 amino acids. The record is from RefSeq and is a predicted model, not a curated record.